ACUGUUUUGCUUAGCCAGGAUAUCAACAUUAAAUUUUUUUGUUCGUAGAUUAGGAACUUUUCCAAAACGAACAGGAUAGAAAGAGGGUCUUAAAUGCAUCACAAUAGAUCCACUGUUGAGAAACAGCGAGUUGUUCAAUUUAUCGCUAUAGAGGGUAGCAACAGCUACGAGGAAGAACCGCCUGGUGUUGUAGAGUUGAUCAAAAUGCAGGAAGAACGAAAAGAAUUGGUCAAGUUGAUGUUAGAUCUAGUUCCGAGGAAAAUGAUUGCAAAGAAAAGGCGUCUCUCAGAUGGACCUGACGACUUCGUAGAUAACGUUGUACCCGCUUACACGGACGAAGAAUUUCUGCAGCAUUUUAGAAUCAAUCGUAAACUAUUUCAUAAUUUGGAGGCAUUAUUCGAGAAUAGCGAAAUAUACAGUGUGUUACGGGAGGACAAACGCAUGUCGGCCGCAAAGCAUUUGCUAAUGUUUCUAUGGUUUGCUGGUAAUUCGUCCUGUGAUUUUCGAGACCUGUCGCAACGUUUUCGGGCGUCAAUUUCCAGCGUUAGUCGAACUAUCAAACGAGUUAUCUAUUUUCUAACCGAUUUGUCUCAGUUCGUAAUUAAAUGGCACACACAGAAUGAAAUUACACGCGCAGCGGAGUAUUAUCAAAAUUUAAAUGGUUUCCCAAACGUUAUCGGUGCAGUUGGUGCGAUUCACAUUCCAGUGGAAGUGUCGAAACACGAUAAAAUGACCUAUUCCAGUGCAAAAGGACAGACCACAAUUAUUCUGCAAGCCAUUUGUAAUGAACGAAGGAAAUUUCUCGAUAUUUCAGUUGGUUCUCCUGGACCAACCCACAAAAGCUUAGUGUUUGCUGAAUCAGGAAUAUACACUAAACUACCAGAGUACUGCCAAAAUUAUAUUUUACUGGCUGACACGUCGUAUCCGUUGAGCAACAAUGUAUUGACACCGUACAAACAAAACGGUUGCCUGACUCCAGCCCAGAUUUUAUACAAUCAGAAGCUGGAAGAAUGUCGUAUUUCCAUCGAUCAUGCACUAAAUGCACUCAAACAGAGAUUCCGCCAGCUCAAUCACAUCAAACUGCGAGGUCUGGAAAAGAUGACCAAUUUCGUGAGAGCGUGUUGCGUUCUUUAUAAUCUUUGCAAAGAGGACGAGUUCUACGUCGAACUACCUAUUUCAGACGAUAAAGCAAAUAGAAAACGUAGUAAUCAAAAAAUCUGCGUUGUACCAGACAGUAGCUACGGCAGUAUUUUUCGAGAAAGGAUGUGUGAUUAUAUUUAUACGACUUAGCUUAAGAUUUAUUGAUGCUAACACUA
Molecule: messenger RNA, 1316 nt
Organism: Malaya genurostris
Lineage: Eukaryota; Metazoa; Arthropoda; Insecta; Diptera; Culicidae
Exons: 3
Coding region: 94-1290 (398 amino acids)
Source: RefSeq, a predicted model, not a curated record